Messenger RNA from Ictalurus punctatus (channel catfish), 10768 nucleotides. It is a transcript of the gene sdk2b, whose product is annotated as sidekick cell adhesion molecule 2b. The transcript has 45 exons. The coding region runs from base 765 to 7364 and encodes 2199 amino acids. Gene Ontology annotation, molecular function: protein binding. The record is from RefSeq and is a predicted model, not a curated record. NCBI's taxonomy places the organism in Eukaryota, Metazoa, Chordata, Actinopteri, Siluriformes, Ictaluridae.
UAUGAGCUUCGUAUUCACACCGGCGGAGCUUCAGCUCAUAGCUCCAUCAUCUCUGGAGUUUUCCUCUCCAUCUUCUCUCCAUCUUCUCCUGUUUCCGGUGUCGGGUUUAAUCACAGCGCAGAGCUUUCCUGGAUCUUUGUUUCUUUGUAUCUGAAGCCUUUGAUGGAGAUUAAAUGAGCGGCUCUUUGGGAAGCGGGCUGAGGAGGAAAGUUGCCUGUGAUCGGAACACCAGCGCGGAUAAACCUGACCGUCUGUGGAUUCUGGAAGUCUGAAGCUUCUGGGGAUUUCUUAUUACACGAGGAUGUGUUUUUAAAAGGAAGUGAUGAUCAGAUUUCCGCGGAACACACAGUGUGGGGAAUAACUGCUGUCCCUCUGAGAUGUUCGAGAAGUUGUUAAACUGGAUGUGAUUCGGUUCCUUUUCCAUCUGAGCAGCAGGACGUGCUGACGUCACAGCUUUAUAACAAACACAUACAUACACACUGAAACAGAUAAUAAACUAUAAAAGUGUACCUGUGCUGCAUACCGAACUGUACUGAACCACGUGACCGCUCGUGCUCCUGAAGAUGAUGAAGAUGAUGAGGGAGUAAUUACAGUUAAUUGUUAAUUCAUCAUAGUUAUAAAAAGUGUGUGAUGGAGUGUGUUACACUGACCGACUGUGAGGAAGUCCCGUUCUUUUGGAUUUAACUAACACACACACACACACACACACACACACACACACACACACACACACUUAUUGUGAAGGAUACACACAAAAGCACAAGAUGAUGAUGAGCCUAACGUGUGUGUUACUGGUUCUGCUUUUCCACUACGGAGCUGCUCAAGAUGAUGUGCCCCCGUACUUUAAGACAGAACCGGUACGUUCUCAGCUGCACCUGGAAGGAAACCGGUUGGUUCUCACCUGUAUGGCAGAGGGUAGCUGGCCACUCGAAUUCAAAUGGAUUCACAACACCACUGAGCUCACGGCAUUCUCCCUGGAGUACAGGUAUCUGAUCCCCUCUCUGGAUAGGACUCAUGCUGGUUUUUAUCGCUGCAUUGUGCGGAAUCGUGUUGGAGCUCUGCUGCAGCGCAGGACGGAGGUGCAGGUGGCCUAUAUGGGUGCCUUUAAUGACUCUGUGAGGUCAGAGAGUGUGUCUCAGGGAGAUGCUGCUGUGAUUAAAGCACCAGAGAUCCACAGCUUCCCUCAGCCACAGGUCACAUGGUUCCGAGAUGGCAGGAAGAUUCCCCCAAGCAGCCGCAUUGCCAUCACUCUGGAUAACACACUGGUCAUCCUCUCGGCUGUGGCUCCAGAUGCUGGACGUUAUUAUGCUCAGGCUGUAAAUGACAAGAAUGGGGAGAAUAAGACGAGUCAGCCAGUCACACUCACUGUAGAGAAUAUCGGUGGUCCUGCAGACCCCAUCGCUCCCUCCAUUGUUUUCCCUCCCAGGAACACAAGCGUUGUUUCUGGAACCUCAGAGGUCACCAUGGAGUGUGUGGCCAAUGCCCGGCCGUUGAUCAAACUGAGUAUAAGCUGGAGGAGGGAAGGUGUUCCUGUGCGUUCAGGUCUGAGUGACUUUAAUCGCAGGUUGACCCUCCUCAGUCCCACCAUCACUGAUUCAGGAUUUUACGAGUGUGAGGCAGAGCUACGGAGCAGUAGUGUACCGUCCGUUAGUGCUGGAGCAUUUCUGAAUGUGUUGGAGCCUCCACAGUUUGUUAAGGAACCAGAGAAGCACAUCACUGCUGAGAUGGAGAAGGUGGUGGACAUUCCUUGCCAGGCAAAAGGUGUUCCCCAACCUGAUAUUGUGUGGUAUAAGGAUGCAGUUCCCAUCAGUCCAUUGAAGAAUCCUCGUUAUCAUGUUCUGGCUGGUGGGAGUCUACAGAUUAAUGGCCUUCUGCCUGAUGACACUGGAAUGUUCCAGUGUUUUGCUCGCAAUGCUGCUGGAGAAGUGCAAACCAGCACCUACCUUGCCGUCACCAGUAUCGCACCUAACAUCACUGCAGGUCCAUCAGACAGCACAGUGAUUGAUGGGAUGUCAGUCAUUAUGCACUGUGAGACAGCAGGAGCUCCACGGCCUGCUAUCACUUGGCAGAAAGCUGAGCAUGUGUUAGCAAGUGGAUCGGUCCAGUUGCCGCGCUUCACCCUGUUAGAAUCUGGCAGCCUUUUGAUUAGCCCUGCCCGCCUAUCUGACUCGGGUAGAUACACCUGUACUGCAAGCAACUCUCGUGGCAUUGACCAGGCCUCAGCACACCUGGGGGUGUGGGCUCGUACCCGUAUCUCCAACCCACCUCAGGAUCAAAGUGUCAUUAAGGGCACUAAAGCCACCCUGACCUGCGGAGUGUCUCAUGAUCCCAGUGUUACUGUCAGGUUUGUGUGGGAGAAGGAUGGUCAGUUGAUUAACCCCAGGUCAUCUCCACGGAUACGGCUGGACACUAACGGUACGUUACACAUCUCUCAGACAUGGUCAGGUGACAUUGGAACCUACACCUGCAGAGUGACAUCACAGGGAGGAAAUGACUCUCACACUGCACACCUGAAAGUCAGACAGUUGCCUCACGCUCCAGAGAACCCAAGUACCAUACUAAGCUCCGUGGAGAAGAGAGCCAUCAACCUGACGUGGGCAAAACCUUUUGACGGAAACAGUCCUCUCAUACGCUACAUACUUGAAGUGUCUGAGAACAAUGCCCCGUGGAUGGUUCUUGUAGCAGAUGUUGACCCCAGUUCCACAGCACUGACAGUGAGGGAACUGACUCCGGCUCGGUCCUAUCAGUUCCGCUUGUGUGCUGAGAAUAACGUAGGAAGAGGAGCCUUUAGUACUGACACGAGACGCAUAUCUCUGCCCGAGGAGCCCCCCAGUGCACCCCCACAGAAUGUGAUCGCCAGCGGCCGUACUAACUCCUCCAUCAUGAUCCAGUGGCAACCUCCCCCUGAGAAUCAGCAGAAUGGUGCACUCCAGGGAUACAUCAUACGUUACCGUCUAACUGGUCUCCCAGUGGACAUCCAGUACAAGAACAUCUCCAAUCCAGAGGUGACCAACCUGCUUCUGGAGGACUUGAUCAUCUGGACCAACUAUGAGAUAGAAGUGGCAGCGUAUAACGGUGCUGGACUGGGAGUCUACAGCCACAGAGUGACGGAGUGGACACUACAGGGAGUCCCAACUGUUGCUCCAGGUGAUGUUCAGGUAGAAGCUGUAAACUCCACCACCAUACGCUUCACCUGGACUGCACCCAACCCUCAGUUCAUCAACGGCAUCAACCAAGGAUACAAGCUUUUAGCAUGGCAGGCGGGGCAGGGGGAGGAGCUUACACUUGUUACAGUUCGGCCGAAUUUCCAGGAUGGCGUCCACGUUGGCUUCAUCAGCGGCCUCAAGAAAUUUACAGAGUAUUUCACAUCAGUGCUGUGUUUCACCACACCAGGGGAUGGACCACGCAGCCCCGCCCAGAGAGUACACACCCACGAAGACACUCCCGGUGCUGUUGGUCAUCUGAGUUUCACUGAAAUUCUUGAUACGUCUUUGAAAGUCAGCUGGAGAGAACCGCAUGAGAAGAACGGCGUCCUCACCGGAUACCGUAUCUCAUGGGAGGAGUUUAACCGGACGAACACGCGUGUCACACACUACCUGCCCAACGUCACUCUGGAGUACCGCGUCACCGGACUUACUGCUUUAACUACCUACACCAUCGAGGUGGCGGCAAUGACGUCUAAAGGACAGGGACAACUGUCAUCAUCCACCAUUUCAUCAGGGGUACCACCAGAGCUUCCUGGUCCUCCAACUAACCUGGCAAUCUCCAAUAUUGGCCCUCGAUCAGUUACACUGCAGUUCAAACCAGGUUAUGAUGGAAAGACCUCCAUCUCUCGUUGGCAGGUAGAAGCACAGAUCAGUGUAAUUGGAGAAAACGAGGACUGGGUGAUGGUUCAUCAGCUGACAAAUGAACCUCAUGCUCGCUCAAUGGAAGUACCUGCUCUCAAUCCCUACACCUUCUACAGAUUUCGUAUGCGUCAGGUGAACAUUGUGGGCACCAGCCCACCCAGCCAACCUUCUAGAAAGUUCCAGACCUUGCAGGCUCCACCUGACAUGGCCCCACUUAACAUCACACUGCGCACAGCAAGUGAAACCAGCCUCUGGCUCCGAUGGGUGCCCCUGCCAGAGUGGGAGUAUAAUGGAAAUCCAGAGUCUGUGGGUUAUAAAGUGCACUAUAAUCGGAUUGGACCUCAUUCUAAAGUUCUAACCCACAUUAUUCUCGACCGUUUGGAGAGGGAGUUCACCAUUGAGGAUUUGGAGGAAUGGACCGAAUAUGAGGUCAAAGUUCGAGCGAUUAAUGGCAUUGGAGCUGGACCAUGGAGUCAACCUGUUCGAGGGAGGACCCGCGAAUCUGUGCCCUCCUGUGGUCCGUCUAAUGUCUCAGCUUUCUCCACAUCCUCGAGCAGUAUUCUGGUCCGCUGGUCUGAGGUUCCUGAGCCUGACAGAAAUGGUCUCAUCCUUGGCUAUAAGGUGGUGUAUAAGGAAAAGGAUUCAGACUCUCCUGUUCGGUUUUGGACAGUAGAAGGAAACACCACUCACAGUGCUGAGUUAACAAGUUUGGGGAAAUAUGUCCUCUAUCAGAUACAGGUUUUAGCGUUCACACGUAUCGGAGAUGGACUCCCAUCCUCUCCUUCGAUCCUGGAACGCACUCUUGAUGAUGUGCCUGGACCUCCAGUUGGUAUUUUGUUUCCGGAAGUACGAACCACUUCUGUCAGACUGAUUUGGCAAUCUCCUGCUCAGCCCAAUGGAAUCAUCCUUGCCUAUCAGAUUACGUAUCGUCUAAAUUCAUCCAAUAGCAACUCAGCGACAGUGGAUGUCCUGAACCCGAGUGCGCGGCAAUACACAGUGAACUCGCUAAAACCUGAAUCUGUUUACAUGUUCAGCAUCACAGCUCAAACACGCAAAGGCUGGGGGGACUCUGCUGAAGCCCUGGUGGUUACCACGGAAAAGAGAGCACGACCCCAGCCCCCUCGCCAUCUCAUGGUGCCUCAGGAGAGUGUGCGAGCACGAAGCGUAUUGUUGUCAUGGGAGCCAGGCAGUGAUGGUCUUUCUCCAGUUCGGUAUUACACAGUUCAGAUCAGAGAACUUCCUGAUCAGAACUGGACUGUCCAGUCAGCAUCUGUCAGUCACGAGGUGGUGCCCUACACUGUGGAAAGACUGAAGCCCUUCACCUCAUAUCAGUUUCGCGUAAAGGCCACUAAUGAUAUCGGAGACAGCAAUUACAGCGAGGAGAGUGAAGCGAUCACCACUCUGCAGGACGUUCCUGAUGAAGCUCCCAUCAUCCUCUCUGUUACUCCUCAUACCACUACAUCUGUUUUAAUUCGCUGGCAGUCUCCAUCGGAGGAGAAGAUUAAUGGGAUUCUACUUGGGUUCCAUAUUCGUUAUCGAGAGCUACUUUACGAAAGAUUGCGAAGUUUUCACAUCCAAAAACACUCUAGCUGGACCGAACUGACAUAUCUGUACAGUAUGAGGAACCUCAGUGAACCAUCCCUCAGCCAGUAUGAGCUGGACAAUCUGAGCAAACAUAAGCGUUAUGAGAUCAGAAUGAGUGUGUUUAAUGCAGUGGGGGAGGGGCCUGUCAGCAAACCACAGGAAGUGUUUGUUGGAGAAGCAGUGCCCACAGCACCACCACAGAAUGUUGUUAUCCAAUCAGCUACUGCAACACAGCUGGACGUGACAUGGGACCCGCCCCCUCUGGACAUGCAGAAUGGAGACAUACAGGGCUAUAAGGUAUAUUUCUGGGAGUAUGAACGUAAGAACGAGACUGAGAAGUUGAAGACACUAUUUCUGCCUGAUGGAGGAGUGAAGCUGAAGAAUCUGACUGGUUUCACCACCUACAUGAUCAGCGUCGCUCCAUUUAAUGCUGCUGGAGACGGACCACGCAGCCCACCCACCAGGGGGCGCACUCAGCAAGCAGCACCCAGUGCUCCAAGUUUUAUCCACUUCAGUGAACUCACCACCACGUCUGUGAAUGUGUCAUGGGCAGAACCAGUUUUCCCCAAUGGGAUCAUCGAUGGUUACCGCCUCGUCUACGAACCCUGCACCCCCAUUGACGGUGUGAGUAAGAUAGUAACUGUGGAUGUGAAGGGAAAUGCCCCACUGUGGCUGAAAAUCAAGGACCUGGUUGAUGGAGUUACCUACAACUUCCGUAUCCGUGCCAAGACUUUCACCUACGGGCCUGAGGUGGAGGCUAACAUCACCACCGGCCCUGGAGAAGGUGCCCCAGGGCCUCCUGGUGAACCAUUCAUCUCUCGUUAUGGCUCUGCCCUCACUAUACACUGGACAAGUGGAGAUCCUGGAAGAGCCCCUAUAUCACGAUACGUCAUAGAGGCCAGACCCUCAGAUGAAGGCCUGUGGGACAUUCUGAUUAAGGAUAUUCCUAAGGAAGUGACAUCAUACACGUUCAACAUGGAUAUCCUGAGACAGGGGCUGAGCUAUGACUUCCGAAUCAUCGGAGUGAACGACUACGGAUACGGAACACCGAGCCAACCUUCUCCUUCUGUAUCAGCUCACAAAGUGGCUCCGUUUUAUGAAGAGUGGUGGUUCCUGGUGGUGAUGGCAUUGGUUGGUCUGAUCUUUAUCCUCCUGCUGGUCUUCAUCCUCAUCAUUAGAGGACAGAGCAAGAAAUACGCCAAAAAAGAGAUUGGUAACAGUCCUAACUGUACCACUCUGAACCAUGGAGAAAUGGUGGGUCUGGAUGAGAGUCACUUUCCUACACUGGAACUGAACAACCGCCGCCUGUCCGUCAAAACCUCCUUCAACCGAAAGAACGGCAUCUACACCAGGUCCCCUCCUAGGCCGAGUCCCGGCAGUCUGCACUACUCUGAUGAAGAUAUAAACACUAGAUACAGUGACCUGAUUAAAGCCGAGAGCAGCAGCUUAACUGAGAAAAAAUCAGAGCUGUCUGAUUCACAGGGCAGUGAUAGUGAGUGUGAGGUUGACGCCACCCUUCAGAAUCAGACGCACUCAUUCGUUAAUCACUACAUCAGUGAUCCCACUUACUACAACUCGUGGCGUCGACAACAGAAAGGAAUCUCCAGAGCUCCGCCCUUUGCUUACAGCCAAUCAGAACUCACUGACCCCACUCCCGCUACUGGUCCUGCCUCCACUCCAGCCACACCCCCAAGCCCUGCCCAUGCUGAGCCUCAGAGCCUCUUCAGACCCAAAGGCAGUCGGACUCCCACUCCGUCACAGCAAAGCACCGCCCACUCCACUUUGUACCGCCCGCCAAGUAGCUUGGCCCCAACAUCUACACCCCGCCCACCCAGCAGCUUGACCCCAACAGCUACACCCCGCCCACCAAGCAGCUUGGCCCCACCCACCACACCCCGCCCACCAAUAGCUGGAUUUUCCUCCUUUGUCUGAUUGGUGAGUCACAGUGACUAGUGUUGUGUUACUACAAGGUCAGCCAUUUUCAGGCUCAGUCCCAGACACUACAGUCCACAUAUUUUUAGUUUUCUUGCUAGAAAUCUUAUAAGGCUUCAUCAUAAAUCAUAAGGUCUAGUUAGUAUUCUUAUUUAAAAUGUCUGACAUUAUAUACUUCUGUCCCAAACAGUAAUAUUUGAGGCUUUAUCCUAAAUUCUAGAAUUUUUUUGUGUUCUUGCAAGAACAUUUUAGGCUCUGUCCCAUACAGUAGAAUUUACACUCACCAUCCACUUUAAUAAGAACAAGUGUACAUGUAGGCAGUUAUCCAAUCAGCCAAUCGUCUGGCAGCAGCACAUCAAACAUCGGAAUGGGGAAAAAGUCUGAUCUCUGUGACGUUAUCCGUGGCGUGGUUGUUGGUACCAGAUGGGCUGGUUUGAGUAUUUCAGAAACUGCUGAUCUCCUGGGGGUUGAAGAUUAGAAAAAAAAAUCAUCUGGUCUUUUUCCAGUCUUCAGCUGUGCAGUGUGUGUGAGUCUGUGCCCACUUAUCUGACAGGAGAGGAGCCUGAUGUGGUCUUCUGCUGUUGUAGCUCAUCCACCUCACGGUUUGAUGUGUUGUGCAUUGAGAUGCUUUUCUGCUCAGCACGGAUGUAAAGAGUGAUUAUUUGAGUUACUAUAGACUUCCUUUCAGUUCAGAGCAGUAUGGCCAUUUUCCUCUUAUCUCUCAUUAACAUGGAAUUUCCACACACAGAACUGUCGCUCACGCAAUGUUUUUUUGUUUUUCACACCAUCCUGUGUAAACUCUAGAGACUGCUGUGUGUUAAAAUUCAAGGAGAUCAGCCGUUUUUGAAAUAUUCAAACCAGCCUGGUACUAACAUCCACACCACGGUUAAAGUCACACUGUAGAGAGCAGACUUUUUCUUCAUUCUGAUGUUUGAUGUGAACUGAAGCUCAUGACCUGUAUCUGCAUGAUUUUAUACACUGUGUUGCUGCCAAGUGAUUGGCUGAUUAGAUCACUGCAUGAAUGUGCAGGUGUACAGGUGUUCCUAAUAAAGUGGACAGUAAGUGUGUAUGCACUUGCUGUUUUUAGUUGUUAUGUCUGCUGUUCUCAGGCCCAUUGUUACAUCACCUCAUCGAUAAUCAUAAUAUUCCUACAGAAAUAUCAUUUGAUAGAGAAUAUUUUUGUUAAAUGCUGAGUAAAUAAGUGAAUUUAGGAUUGUAACACAGCCCAGUCACUGUGGCUCAAUACCCCUAGACACUUUAUAAGGACUGAACAGCACACACAUGAUGGAUGGAGGGAUUUCUUCUUCUCUCCUUUAUUCUCACUACAAUCUGACACCCAAGUCGUGUCCUGUCAUGUGAUUUGUUUACCUUUCUUUCAUGUUUUACUUGUGUGAAUGUGUUAAAGCACAGAUCUUUAAGGGUUUUUGGUAGCUGUCUGUGCUUCUGAUACACAGAGAUGCUGGAUCUAGGGGACUCUGGAGUAGGGAGUAGGGCGUGUGUCAGAAUCACAACAGUUUUAUUUACCAAUUACUAAAUCCUACAAAUACAAAACGGUUUAAUAAUACAGUAAUGUCUCAGCUAGUCUGGAAUGUUCCAGCUGUUAGCCAGUAAUUCUACUCUGUUACAGUCUGGAACCCUGCAGGUCAGAGUGAGCAUCCCUCUGAUGUAGUGUGCUCUGUGUUAGUGCACUACUUAGUGUACACAAUUCUCCAAUGUAGGGGCUCGGCUGAUUCUUGCUCUCUUUCUGUCUCAGGAAGGACACCACUGGAUAAAGGUAUAGAUAGAUGGUGGGAUCAGUGGAGUGAUGGGUAAUAGGCUGAUAGAUGGAUAAUGAGAGGGAUGAUAAAGGGAUGAAGGUUUAGGUAAAGGGAUGAUGGUGUGAUGGACAGAGGGUUAGUAUAGUAGUAGUAUUCCACAGUGUGUGAUUACUGUACAAGUUUGUUUAUUAUUUCCAUCACAAACACACAGAUUGUUAGGAAAAUAGAUACAAAAAAGAAGUUUAUUUUUACUAUGGUGAAGUAAUAUGGAGGACGGAGGCAUGUGUGUGGUGUCACAUUGUCCCCACCUCUGCCUCUGAUAUUGAUGUCAUCAGCAAACAGGAAAUGAUAUCACUACUCUGAUGUCAUCUUUUUGUAGUACUAGUUAUCUGUAACUGCUUCGUUAUUGAUCGCUACUGUUUGUGUUUAUUUUAUUCUAAAUCAUUUCGAAGCUGAGUGAGUGAGUGUGUGUGUGUGUGUGAGUGAGUGAGUGAGUGUGUGUGUGUGUGUGUAUGUGUGUGAGUGAGUGUGUGUGUGUGUGUGUGUCACUCCUGAGGCUCUGUGAUGCCCAGUUCCACUUAAGACUAAUGUAAAAGCUGAAAGCCGCUUCUCCAUGCUGUAGUAUUUACAUAUUUACACAACAUAUUGCUUGAAUAUAUCUGACAGGUACGUUGGUCUUAAUCCAUGUAAUGACUUAUAUUUGUGAUGGAGCAUUUAGAAGUUAAUUUAAAAUAAAGUUCAAGCCAGUUCAAUUUUAUUUAUGUAGCGCAUUUAACAACGGCCACAGAAACACCAUCACCGGUCCUCUGUGGACAGAGACACAGUUAUAUCAGUAAAACUCCUGAUUUUGAUGUGUCAUCAUUUACAAAGUAACUAAAAUGUAACAAAUAAGAAUUAUUUUUAUUACAACAAACACACAUGCACGCACACACACACACACACACGCGCGCACGCAUGCACACACACACAUGCAGACACACACAUGCAGACACACACACGCACGCACACACACGCACGCACACACACACACACACAAAUGCAGACACACACAGACACACUCACAGACACACACACAUCAUUAUGUGAUCUCUGGUUAAAAAUCAGUUAUCAUUUGGUUGUAAUAAUAAUCAUGAUAGUAAUAAUAAUAAUAAUAAUAAUAAUAAUAAUAAUAAUAAUAAUAAUAAUAAUAAUGCUCUGCACUUUUUUAUAUCAGGAAAUGACAUAACUCCAUCUUUUAUUUUUUUGAAGUUCUGGGGUGAUUUAUCCGUAUAAUGGCUAUAGUUAGCGUUAUGCUACAUUAGCAUUAGCAUUAUGCUACACACAGUGAGAUCAGGGCAGGGAUAAUAUAUACCAGUGUACUAUAAUCAUGAAAUAUGAACUGGUUUUAUUGUACAGUGUGAUGAUGGUUAUCAGAUAAGUGUACCUUAUCGUACAGGUAUCGUAUCGUCCCACCCCACGCUUCAUUACAGUCAGGUUCUGUGUGAAGCUGAGUGUAUAUCAGUCAGUGUUUCAUCUUCAUGCCGUAUAGAUCUGUAUUCUUUAUUACAGUGUAUAAAAUCACUCUGAUCAGACACACUGAUCCAAUUUGAAUGUUGAGCUAAAAGAUACAAUAUUUUCUAAAUAAAAUAAAGCAGAAUUGAGGCAUAA